Messenger RNA from Zootermopsis nevadensis, 626 nucleotides. It is a transcript of the gene LSm3, whose product is annotated as U6 snRNA-associated Sm-like protein LSm3. The record is from RefSeq and is a predicted model, not a curated record. Gene Ontology annotation, biological process: mRNA splicing, via spliceosome. NCBI's taxonomy places the organism in Eukaryota, Metazoa, Arthropoda, Insecta, Blattodea, Termopsidae. Gene Ontology annotation, molecular function: RNA binding.
UCUCACACGCCGGAUAGAAAAUUCAUCCAUAGGAAUACAGGCACCGAGCCUUACACCGCAUUGGAUAACGUUGAAACACUGACUUAAAAACACAAUCAUGGCCGAUGAGGCUGAACAGGUGCCUGCUAUUACUGUUAAGGAACCUUUAGAUCUCGUCCGUCUGAGUUUAGAUGAGCGGAUAUAUGUGAAAAUGAGAAAUGAAAGGGAGCUGAGAGGAAGACUUCAUGCAUAUGAUCAGCAUUUGAAUAUGGUACUGGGAGAUGCAGAGGAAACUGUUACCACGGUUGAAAUUGAUGAAGAAACUUAUGAAGAAGUGUAUAAAACCACCAAACGGAACAUUCCCAUGUUGUUUGUACGUGGGGAUGGAGUGAUUCUUGUGUCACCACCAAUGAGAGCUGGAGUGUGACAGUUUUGUAAAAGUGUAAUGUUUUAUUUUCAUUGUGCUGUAUGAUUGUAGUUGACUGUUUCAUGCUCUUUUUUUUCUGUCAAUUUCUAUGAACAACUAAAGAAAGCAUGUGCCUUCUGAAGUAUUUUUUUAUUUCUUAGUGCAUGAAAUACUAAAGGAUAGAUAUGUGAAUCCUAACAGUAGCCCAUGUUACAAUAAAACAGAUUUUUUGUUCAUGAUA